AUGUUAUUGUCACCUUCAGAUUUGUCGAUCAUAAAGUUGGGAGCUGUAGAAAGUGAGAACUUUGAAAUCAUGACUAUUGAUGAUAUAGGAGGAAGUGAUUGGCGAAGGCCAAUAGUCGAUUAUUUACGCAAUCCUAUAGGGUCGGCAGACCGUAAGAUCAUGUAUCGGGCUCUUAGCAAUGUAUUGAUUGGAAAUAAAUUGCUUAAGAAAACAGAUGAAGAAGUUUUGCUUAAAUGUCUAGGAGAAAGUGAAGCAUAUGUGGAUGUGUCGAAUGUGCACAGUGGAGCAUGUGGUACACACCAAGCUGGACAGAAAAUGAGAUGGUUGUUAAUGUGUUCAGGGGUUUAUUGGCCUUCAAUGUUGAAAGAUUGCAUUGAGUUUUCUAGAGAUUUCCUGGAAUGCCAAUAA
Messenger RNA from Vicia villosa (hairy vetch), 408 nucleotides. RefSeq lists its product as uncharacterized. The record is from RefSeq and is a predicted model, not a curated record. Bases 1 to 408 code for a protein of 135 amino acids. The transcript has a single exon. NCBI's taxonomy places the organism in Eukaryota, Viridiplantae, Streptophyta, Magnoliopsida, Fabales, Fabaceae.